CGUGCCUCUCGUUCAAUACAGUUGAACCAAAAUUUUUGUUCAGCUCCUGAUUUGUCAUUCGACAAUCCUUUACUUGGAUGUCACAAGAAAUCAUAGUCAACUUUAGUAAUAUCAGUAUAAAAAGUGAAGAUGUUUAGAAUAAUUGUUGUGUUUCUUGUGAUUUUCUUAGUGUUUGCUAUAGUUUUGUUCACCAGCUUUGACAUCGGUGCUGAAGCCGCCGCAAAAGAUUUACUUGUGGCCGAAGAACUUGUGACAGUAGUAGCGCUCUAUCGACAUGGAGACAGGGCUCCCAAACGAGCACUUCCAACAGUGAAAUACAGUGAUCCUUCGUAUUGGCCGAUGGGAUUUCGAGAAUUGACCCCGAAUGGUAUACAAGGACAAUACGAAUUAGGACAAUGGCUGAGGGAGCGUUAUAGCACGUUUCUAUCUCCAUUUUAUAAAGUGAAUGAACUAUACGUCAGAUCUACAGAUGAAGACAGAGCUUUGAUGUCAGCUUACGCUACGUUGGCAGGAUUGUACCCUCCUCAGGGAUUUCAACUUUGGAACGAAAACAUUCCUUGGCAGCCUAUCCCUGUGCACACGAUUCCCAGGAAAAUAGACGACGUCAUCGUGCAGAAGAGGAAGUGUCCGAAAUACGACAAUCUGUAUAAAGAUACGGUCAAUUCGGACUUUUUCAUCAGCGAAAAUGAAAAGCACGCAGACUUUUACAAAAACUUGUCUCAAUGGACGGGACUUACGGUCAAGGAUUUUAAAGAUAUCGAGAAGAUCAAGUCGACGUUGGAUUCUAUAAAAAGUUACAAUCCAUCGUAUCUGCCGGAGUGGGAGAAAGAUCUUGACUGGGAUCUGUUGAAUUAUCUACAUGGAUUUGUAUACAGAAGAUUCACUUCGACUUUGACGAUGAAGCGUCUCUCAUCAGGGCCUUUCUUCAAUUACAUAUUCGAGCACAUGGACGGGACGAUCUCCCCAGUUAAACCGUCAUCUGUUCGCAAGAUGUUAAUAAUCUCAGGUCACGGUACAACAAUAUCCCUUAUCUUGAACACCAUGGGCGUAUUUGACGGAUAUCCGCCCGAUUCUGGUGCUACUAUCUUAUGGGAGUUGAGAAGAAGAGCAAACGGACAAUACUUCGUUAAUAUUUAUUUGAAAUCUGGCAACAACGUGAAGGAACUAUCUAUCAGAGGAUGUGAUUUCAAGUGUAGUUACGAGGACUUCAAGAACGCCAUGGGCAACAUUACAUUGGAUAUAGACAGCUGGGAGAAAGAGUGUCAUGGCCUUACUGAUACGUUUUAUUGAACGUCGAAGAAACGUAUCAGCCUGGUAUCAUAUUUGGAAAAAUGAAAUAAGACGACCAAAGAGAUUAAUCUAAUUUUGCGAGUUGUGCCGUAACUACUCGAAUCGACGUAUUUAAUUUGUUUAGCUAAAUAUGUCCAUGUAACAGUAUUUUAUUUUUAAGGAAUAAACUUAUUGCUCACCUAAGCCUGGUAACUGAUUUCCGCAAAGUUGGGGUGUUCCUUUUCAGAAACAACUACCCUUGAAAUAACAAAGGUAAUGUGUAGUGAAACGAGGGCGACCAAGUAAAAAAAAAUAAAGGAAAAAGUAGUCACUCUCCAGUUGACGAGAAGGGCUAAGUACGUCUCUGCCCGAAAUUAUACCGCUCCAAUAGAAAAUGAAAUCAGCUGAUGCGCUACCGAGCAGACGCC
This is a messenger RNA of Acanthoscelides obtectus, 1697 nucleotides long. The record is from the annotation of a GenBank genome assembly. NCBI's taxonomy places the organism in Eukaryota, Metazoa, Arthropoda, Insecta, Coleoptera, Chrysomelidae.